AUGUCUGAAAACGGAGAAGAGAAAUUACUCGCUAUGGCACGUCACAUAGCAAAAACGCUAGGCCACAACAACAAUGUUAUGGCUGAUGACAUUCUCCAAAUAUUCUCGAACUUCGAUGGAAGAUUCUCGAAGGAAAAUCUCUCCGAGAAAGUCGCGGUUGCAGAUACAGAUCCCAGAACCUGCGUCGCACUGGAUCACUGCCUUAAAGCCCUCGACCGUCGGAUCUCUCACUACGUCUCCUCCGAUCACCCUAUCUGGGCGGAUUCCGCUGACGCCGAGGCUUUUCUCGAAGCCGUUGACGACCUAAUCGCCUCCGUCGCAGAGUGGAACCACCUCACCGGUGAUAAAUCCAUCGCAACGUGUCUUGCACGCGCCGAGGAUAUGCUCCAGCACGCUAUGUUCCGUCUUGAGGACGAGUUUCGAUCUCUCAUGGAACGCGGUGGUGAGUCCUUUGAUCUAACUCAACCGUACAACGGUUCAACUGAGAAUUUACCUUUUGACUCAGAAGAAGAUGAAGAAGUUAGGAACGAUGGAGAAGAAGAUGAUCUGAUUCCUGUUGCGAUGCCGGUAACUGAUUACGACAUCGUGAUUGAUGCUUUGCCGUCGGCUACGAUUAACGACCUUCACGAGAUCGCAAAGCGAAUGGUUGCUGGUAGUUUUGGAAAGGAGUGUUCGCAUGUUUACAGUAGUUGCCGAAGGGAGUUCUUGGAGGAAAGCCUUUCGAGAUUAGGGUUACAGAAGCUUAGUAUUGAGGAUGUUCAGAAGAUGUCAUGGCAGGAUAUUGAAGACGAGAUUGAAAGAUGGAUUAAAGCUUCCAAUGUCGCACUCAAGAUACUUUUCCCCAGCGAGCGACGACUCUGUGAUCGGGUCUUCUUCGGAUACUCCUCGGCCGCCGAUUUCUCCUUCAUGGAGGUUUGCAGAGGAUCCACCGUUCAGCUGUUGAAUUUUGCUGAUGCUGUUGCCAUCGGAAGCCGUUCACCUGAUCGGUUAUUCAGAAUCCUCGACGUGUUUGAAACAUUGCGUGACCUAAUUCCAGAAUUUGAGGUUUUAUUUUGUGAUCAGUAUAGUGUAUCUUUAAGGAAUGAAGCAUUGACGAUAUGGAAGAGAUUAGGGGAAGCAAUUAGAGGCAUUUUCAUGGAGUUGGAGAAUCUAAUUCGCCGAGAUCCAGCUAAGGCGGCAGUUCCUGGUGGUGGACUUCACCCGAUUACCCGAUACGUGAUGAACUACCUCCGUGCUGCGUGUCGGUCACAGCAGACAUUAGAGCAAGUGUUUGAAGACUAUGGACAUCCUUUAAAGGAAUUUCCCAAGAUUGAUGAUAGAAUGCAUUCAUCUUCCUCUUUGUCAGUUCAAAUGGAUUGGAUUAUGGAGCUAUUAGAAAGCAAUUUGGAAGCGAAAUCCAGAAUCUACAAGGACCCUGCAUUGUGCUAUGUUUUCUUGAUAAAUAACUGCAAGUACAUUGUUCAAAAGGCUGAAGAUAGUGAGUUAGGAGUACUUUUAGGAGAUGAUUGGAUAAAAAAACACACUGCGAAAAUUCGGCAGUACCUUAUGCAGUAUCAGAGAAGCUCAUGGAACAAGGUGUCUGGGUUUCUAAAGAUGGAGAACAGUGGUUCAAUGCCACCUAAUGCCAUAGCAAAGUCUAUGAAAGAGAAGCUGAAAUCGUUCAACACGGCGUUUGAUGAUUUAUGCAGGGUUCAAUCUUCAUGGUUUAUCUUUGAUAAACAGCUUAAGGAAGAAAUAAGAAAUUCCAUUGAGAAACUGUUGUUACCAGCUUAUAGAAAAUUCAUUGGGAGGUUUCAGAGUCUUGCUGAAGUUGGUAAGAACACUGAUAAAUAUGUUAAAUAUGAAACGGAAGAUAUUGAAGUGAAACUCAACGAUUUGUUUCAAGGAAGCAGUGGAUCAACUGGUAGCAGAAAUCGAAGCUAA
Molecule: messenger RNA, 1923 nt
Organism: Lathyrus sativus (Indian pea)
Lineage: Eukaryota; Viridiplantae; Streptophyta; Magnoliopsida; Fabales; Fabaceae
Source: the annotation of a GenBank genome assembly